AUGUCCAAGCUCGGCUUUGCGCGCUUCUGCUCAGCAAAGUACACUGACCAGGUGUCGGAGCUGGACAACGCCUUGGUGCACCUCACAAACGUCGCCGUGCAAAAGGGGGCGCCCGGCCACGAUCCAGACGGCCCAGGCGGCAAGUGGGCGCUGGAGAACCUGCGGCUGCACCUGGAGGCAAUUCGAGGCCACGCGGCGACAGAGGCGCUGUUCGCCGACAUCGAGGCGCUGGUGGUGCACACCCUGCGCGCGGUGCAGCCCGUGAUGGUCAAUGACAAGCACUGCUUCGAGCUGUACGGCUUUGACGUCAUCCUGGACGACGCCCUCAAGCCCUGGCUCAUAGAGGUCAAUGCAAGCCCAUCGCUCAGCACCACCACCAAAGCCGACCGCCUGCUCAAGUCCCGCGUAAUCUCGGACGUGCUGGACGCCGUGACGCCGCAGGAGUGGUCGUCGGGGCCGCUGGCGCCGCAGAAAGUGGCGGUCGACCGGGGGGCGGGCGAGCUGGCGCAGGCGGCGCCAGGGCUGCUGUCAAACGCUGCGUCAGCAUGCGGGGGCCGCCAGAUCAUCGGAUCUUUCGAGGUCGUCUGCGACGAGGCGCAGGACUCUCAGCUGCUGCAGCGCCUGCGCAAGGAGGCGGCCGCCGCCGCCGCGGCCGCGACGCACGCGCCAGUGCCACCGCCCGCGUCGCCGGCGCGGCAGCGGGCGCUGCUGCAAGGGGGAGUGCGCCCGAAAGCGGUGGAGCCGGACAAGAAGCUGCUGCUGCGCUGA
Messenger RNA from Monoraphidium neglectum, 768 nucleotides. RefSeq names its product putative tubulin polyglutamylase TTLL1. The record is from RefSeq and is a predicted model, not a curated record. Gene Ontology annotation, biological process: microtubule cytoskeleton organization; protein polyglutamylation. The transcript is spliced from 5 exons. Gene Ontology annotation, cellular component: cilium. The coding region runs from base 1 to 768 and encodes 255 amino acids. Lineage: Eukaryota; Viridiplantae; Chlorophyta; Chlorophyceae; Sphaeropleales; Selenastraceae. Gene Ontology annotation, molecular function: tubulin binding; tubulin-glutamic acid ligase activity.